This is a messenger RNA of Rhododendron vialii, 4462 nucleotides long. Its product is annotated as V-type proton ATPase subunit a1-like. Bases 605 to 1573 code for a protein of 322 amino acids. Gene Ontology annotation, biological process: proton transmembrane transport; vacuolar acidification. Lineage: Eukaryota; Viridiplantae; Streptophyta; Magnoliopsida; Ericales; Ericaceae. Gene Ontology annotation, molecular function: ATPase binding; proton-transporting ATPase activity, rotational mechanism. Gene Ontology annotation, cellular component: proton-transporting V-type ATPase, V0 domain; vacuolar proton-transporting V-type ATPase complex. The record is from RefSeq and is a predicted model, not a curated record. The transcript has 6 exons.
CACUUUGGCCAUCUCCGGACGAUAAUGCCCCUCGGUUCGGAAACUAACAGAUUGAAUUUACUUUUAUGGAGUUUUGGACGUUCUCGUCAUUUUGUGUUCAAAAGUGGUGGGCCAUAGAUACUAUUUGGGUUAUUUUCGAAUUACUUUAACGGGUUUUUAGACUUUCGAUGUUUUCCGUCUGUGUCCCGAUUUUUAUACACUAUUUUGUCCUUUAGUGCCGUUGGACUGGAGGGCUUUUUAGUAAAAUUCAGUACUCAUUUUACUGUACUCACGAACAUUGCGCCGGGAAUUCCGCCUUCCUGUCUCAAAAAAAUCAACCUCUCGCCCCUCUCUCGCUCUUUCUCGCUCAAACGAAAGUUGGCCCAAAAAAAGGAAAAAAAAGAAAUGAGAAACUCGUUACGUUCUCUGGACUGUAACGAAGAGUGAGAAAGGGGUGGUGGUGGGAGGGCGACGAACUCUCCACCACCGUCGACCAACAACACCGACGACCAGAACUACCGGCGGCGCCUCCACCUCCACCUCCGGCGACCACCACAAGAGGCGAAAUCUGGUUGGCUCAGCAUUGGCGAAUACAACCGACGACCCCCACAACCGAUGCCACACCAUGGUCUCUCUCUCUCUUUAUGAGGAUUUUUUGAAAUUUGGGAGGAGCUCAGCGGCUUGGUCGUCUUCGGCUCCAAAAUCAAAUACGAGGACGGCACAAAUAUGGUCGAUAGUCGGUUGUUUCAGAACUCUACCAAAUCCUGUGAGUCCUUUUCCCCUUAUCACCAUAACGAUUAGGUUUUAUUAUGUUCAUAUUCAGGAAGUGUUGCAACGGGCAACAUUUGAUAGCUAUUCACAAGUGGGUGUCGUAUUUUAUGCGAUGGAUGCUGUGGAAUCACCUCCAACAUACUUUAGAACCAACUGCUUUACGAAUUCAUUUCAGGAAAUUGUUGAUGCGUAUGGUGUUGCUAGAUAUCAGGAAGCAAAUCCAGUGGUGUAUACUAUUAUUGCAUUCCCAUUUCUUUUCGCUGUGAUGUUUGGGGACUGGGGUCAUGGAAUAUGUUUGUUGUUGGGAGCCUUAUUCCUUAUAUCUCACAAAAGCAAGCUUGGGUCACAGAAACUUGGGAGUAUUAUGGAGAUGGUAUUUGGCGGCCGCUAUUUGCUUCUUUUGAUGUCUCUGUUUUCGAUUUACUGUGGGCUCAUUUACAAUGAGUUUUUUUUCUGUUCCCUAUCAUAUAUUUGGAGGUUCUGCUUACAAAUGCCGAGAUGCUACAUGCAGGUAUAUCUUGUCCUACUAUUUUUUCUUCUUUCAAUAGUCUUCAAAUCCACAAGGGUCUAUAAAGGAACCAAGUUCUUAGAAGUGGCUUACACUUUGCCAUACCCGAACGAAAAUGCCCCUGGCUUCAAACACAUGGAAUUUCAAUUUGCUUCUUCGUAUGUUGGGCGUUUUAGUAAUUUCGCACCCAAAACUGGUGGGCCAUGGACACUAUUUGAGUUAUUUAUAGAUUACUUUAACGGGUUUUUGGACUUUUGUGGUUUUCCCUCUGUGUCCUUUUUUUUGCAUUCUAUUUUGUCUUUUGUGCUCAUUUGAGAGAGGGGUUUUUGGUAAAAUCAGUCGACCUAACAGUGAUUCACGCAAAUUACGCCAGAAAUUACGUUUGCUCUCUCUCUCUCUCUCUCUGGUGAACGAUCAGAGAGAGAGCGACGGAGAGAACGAAUUCGAGAAGACGGAGCAUCGUUACAGAUGAUCGAUGAGAUCUACUCCAACGACGUCACGAAUUCCAGCGUCGCAGGCCGAUCAUCAAAUAGGUUGCAGAAAUCGAAGAUUGAACUGAAGAAGAAGAAGAAGAAGCCGUAAAUGGAAGAGCAAAGCGAGAGAAAAUUCCCAGCCUUCCCAUUCAAACCCUACUCGAUUCAGAUCGACUUCAUGAACGCCCUCUAUCAAUCUCUCGACUGAGGCGGCAUUUCCAUGCUCGAAAGCCCCACCGGCAAGAAAGAGUGUCCUUAGAAUUUUUAGAGAUAUUAUGGAGGAGAGGAGAAAUUCCUUGACAAAUAAUUAUGACAUGCUGGACUAUCUGCUAAAGGAAGAGGAUCCAAGAUACAAACUCAAUGAUGAGGAAAUUCUUGAUCAAGUAGUUAUGAUUCUCUAUUUGGGUUUCAAAACCGUAUCGACUACUUCAAUGAUGGCCAUCAAGUAUCUUCAUGAUCAUCCAUCAGCUCUUCAAGAAAUCAGAGUGAGCAACAGUCUAUACAUUGUCAAAAAUUGAUCAUAUUUGAUGAAAACUGGUAGGGUCAAUAACUCUGUUUCGAUGCAAUUGUCUGUAGGAUGAGCAUUUUGCAGUAAGAGGAAGGAAAAAGCCAGAAGAGCCACUUGACUGGAAUGAUCACAGGUCGAUGGUUUUUUACACGUGCGGUAAGCAAGUUGACAAACCUACUCUACAUGGCCAGAAAUCUUGUCGCCGAGAAUCUGUCCUUCUCUCCUAACGUACUGUAAACUAAACUAAACAUGGAGAAUCUCCGGGUACCAAAUGCCGAGACAUCAUCAUGCGGUUGUAACUCGCAAAUGUAUUGGUAGAGGGGGACAAAGAUUUUGAGAAUAAAGGAUCUUGCACCUCUCAGUACCAAUUCCCCUUCUAAGUCCUAAUAUACUUAUUGGAACCGUAUAUCUCUCAAUGCAGGUGAUAUUUGAAACAUCAAGAUUGGCCACAGUUGUCAACGGAAUUUUGAGGAAGACAACCGAAGGAAUGGAAUGGAAUUGAACGGUAUGCUGCGAAACUCUUAGUUCGAACUAGGGCAGAAUUUUUUUGAGCCGCUUGUUCAUUAGGGUUUUUCCUGGAGAAAAAAGAGGGACAGAUUUGCAAUUUCAUGUUUACUCUUACUCAGGAUAUUUUAUUCCAAAAGGAUGGAGAAUCUACAUUUAUACAAGGGAGAUCAACUACGAUCCUUUCCUAUAUCCAGAGCCUCAGAAAUUUAAUCCAUGGAGAUGGCUGGAAAAGAGCUUGGAAUCUCACAACUCCUGCUGCUUGUUUGGAGGGGGAAGCAGGCUUUAUCUGGGAAAAGGAGUUGGGAAUAGUUACAAUUGCGAUAUUCCUUCACUACUUCGUCGCUAGAUACAGGUACUCAAAUUCUAUGUUACUCAUCCAAUUCCGAGUCCUGUGGUGGCAGCAACUAUGUUACACAGACUCUUCUGUACGUUUAAAGUACUUGUGUCUGGUACUCUCUACACUUGCGCAAGGGUGCAUGAUACAUGCAUGUCUGGAAAAGUGUCUAGACGCUCACUUGAAAACCAUGUGCAAUGGUUCAAGUUUACUGUUGGGAAAUUGUGUGUAGAAAGCUAAAGCAUAAUGAAUGAAAUGCUAUAGGACAUCAAGCAAAUGUCAUAAUAUAUCCAUGCUGGAGAGAGACUUUUGCUUACCAUGGGCUUUAGUUCAAGCCUAUUUUUUGAUUGAUGUGCUUGAUUUCAAAUCAUAAAUACGGAGUGGGGAGCAUGUGUGAACAUAUGCCCAACAUUCCCAAUAGCUGAUUUGGGGACCCCAUCUGUGAAGGAACAUGUACAUAAUCUGCAUGGUUCAAUGUUUCUUGGGGAGGAGGAUCAAUAUAAGCCUGCAAAUGAGGUGCAGGGGGCUGAAAGUUAACUCCAGCUUGCUGCAAUUCAGCCCCAAUUUGCUGCUGCUGUACAUUAACAGGCACAGAUCUCUCAAACUCAUACUUAGGCUGUGACGACAGAGUUUGAGGGGUAGUUGACAUCAUCAUCUGAAUACACAACGGAGCAGUAGACACUUCAGCAUUAUAUGAAGGGGUAGGAUCCACACAAACCUAUCUUGGGUUAUGUUUCUUGAGUUGUGGCAGCAUUGGCUUUAGGAGAAAACACACAAGUAGAUUUGGCCUGACCCAUCAAUAGCCUCGUUCCCACUCAUGUCCGAAUUCUGCGUGGAUGUUGCACUUGCCAUGCUCACCUUCCUUGCGAUACUCCCCUGACUCCACCCAUGAUCCCAUUCACUGCCUCAAAGUAUCACUGCCCACUAUCUUGCAAUUCGCCGUAUUGCAUCAGCCCAGAAGAAUCAAGCUCUGAAAUUGAAAAUAGAAACACCCUCAACUUAAAAGACCCAUCCGAAGACCUCUCGACGAAUUUCUCGUACUCAUCCAUCAUAUUUUCGGGAUCAUCGAAGCAGGACUCUCACAACAGUUUCUCGGGAACCGCUCCAAAAACUAAUCAAGCUUUACUUGCAUUCAUUCUUGUCUUCUUCCAUAACAAACAUCGCCAUCUUCAAAUGCUCAAAACAAUACAUUUUCGGAAAAUUGUACUUAGCACGCGAUUCGUGCAAAGCAUGUCGCGUGACACUAGUUUUAUUUAUAAAAUUGGGUGCGGCCCUUUUUCGGGAAAGCGCGGCGAAACGCUUACAAUUCAGAGUCGCCACUUGGGUUUUGCGGUGUGCACCCAAGAAAUCGAACUUGAAACGCUUGCUAAGUUGUAUGAUUU